AUGGCCAAGGCGCUGCCCCUCCGCCUGCUCCUCGCCCUGCUGCUCCUGGCCCCGGCCCUGCCCGCGCCGCACAAGCGAGGGCUCAUCUUCAACUUGGACACCGGGGAGCUGUGCAUGCAGAGCAGCCAGUGCAAGAGCGGCUGCUGCCACCGGGGCAGCGGCCUGAGCCUGGCCCGAUGUGCACCAAAAGCGGCUGAGUUCCAGGAGUGCUCCCCGAAGAGCCCCUAUGGGGUCUACUACAAGUGUCCCUGCGAGAGCGGCUUGACCUGCGACGCUGAUAAGACCAUCGUAGGCUCCAUCACCAACAGCGACUUCGGCAUCUGCAAGGACCGCCAGAGCUUCAAGGGGUUGUGGUGA
Messenger RNA from Gymnogyps californianus (California condor), 357 nucleotides. It is a transcript of the gene CLPS, whose product is annotated as colipase. Bases 1 to 357 code for a protein of 118 amino acids. Gene Ontology annotation, molecular function: lipase binding; enzyme activator activity. NCBI's taxonomy places the organism in Eukaryota, Metazoa, Chordata, Aves, Accipitriformes, Cathartidae. The transcript is spliced from 3 exons. Gene Ontology annotation, biological process: lipid catabolic process; digestion; positive regulation of catalytic activity. Gene Ontology annotation, cellular component: extracellular region. The record is from RefSeq and is a predicted model, not a curated record.